This is a messenger RNA of Ceratitis capitata (Mediterranean fruit fly), 1202 nucleotides long. It is a transcript of the gene Ostgamma, whose product is annotated as tumor suppressor candidate 3. The record is from RefSeq and is a predicted model, not a curated record. The transcript has 4 exons. The coding region runs from base 96 to 1088 and encodes 330 amino acids. Gene Ontology annotation, cellular component: oligosaccharyltransferase complex. Lineage: Eukaryota; Metazoa; Arthropoda; Insecta; Diptera; Tephritidae.
AUGCUCAAUCUGUCAAGUGGAGGUGUAUUCUACAAAUAUUCUAAAUUUGUUAAAAACACUGUGAUUUAUACAAAAUUUUAAUAUAAGCAUAUAAAAUGAAUGUGCUUAUAAGAACGAUGUUGCUUGGGCUGCUAGUCCUUGGGUCUUUCCUGGUUAUCACCAUGGCACAGGGCAAACAAAAGACCGGUCUCUCACUAUCUGAAAAAGUACGAAACUUGCAUGAUAUGAAUAUGAAGAAAGCUUUACUUCGUUUCAAUGGGCAGAAAUUCCGGGAAUAUGUGAAGAGUGCACCGCGAAACUAUUCUAUGGUGGUCAUGUUAACAGCUCUAGCACCAUCCCGUCAGUGUCAGAUAUGCCGCCACGCACAUGACGAAUUCACAAUUGUCGCCAAUUCAUAUCGGUACUCACCGACCUACUCGAACAAGUUAUUCUUUGCGAUGGUUGACUUCGAUGAAGGCUCCGAUGUAUUCCAAGCAUUACGCAUUAACACAGCACCAGUUUUCUUGCAUUUCCCUGCAAAGGGUAAGCCAAAGGGUCCUGAUACCAUGGACAUACAUCGUGUGGGUUUCGCUGCUGAGGCUAUAGCCAAAUUUGUUCAUGAACGUACAGAUGUACAAAUACGCAUCUUCCGCCCUCCAAACUAUUCCGGAACUGUGGCUAUGUUAACGCUAGUUGCUCUUGUAGGCGGGUUUCUCUACAUAAGACGUAACAAUUUAGAGUUCCUAUAUAAUAAACAAAUUUGGGGUGCUGUGGCUUUAUUCUUUUGCUUCGCUAUGAUUUCGGGACAAAUGUGGAAUCAUAUACGUGGCCCGCCAUUGGUGCAUAAAAAUAAAAAUGGUGGUGUUGCAUAUAUACAUGGUUCAUCCCAGGGGCAACUGGUGGUGGAAACAUACAUAGUUAUGUUCUUAAACGCCAUGAUUGUACUUGGAAUGGUUCUACUAACAGAAUCUGGUUCACAAAGUGAUCAGAAAAGAGCGCGUAUAUUGGCAAUAGUAGGCUUACUACUAGUAGUGGUGUUCUUUUCAUUUUUACUAUCGGUUUUCCGCUCAAAAGCGCAAGGGUAUCCUUACAGUUUUCUCUUCAAAUAAAUAAAUCGAUGAUCUUCAGGCGAUUCGUAUUUUUCAAAAACAUUCUUAGCUGAGUUGUACAAGUUAUUUUAGAAAGAGUUAAGAAGAGUUUCAAUAAAACUAUUAAAACCUGAA